CCUUCCUGUAUAGAAGUCUGAUUAGAUCCAAAAGUGAUUAUGGAUCCAAUGUGUAACGCUCUGCAUCUGUCAACAAAAUGAAUUCCCUAAAUAGCAUACAAAAUUCACAAUUCACACAAGUAUUCAUUCACAUUGUUACUAGUGUUUUUCAGUUCAGUCCAGCCGAUUUAAGCACAGAAGUAGAAGAACCUCCUCUCAAACAUUGACGCACAUUCCUGGAUUUGAAGUUUUUUGCAAAAAUUGUGUAAUAAAUCACAUACUUUCGCAAUAUUUUGUCCAUUAAUGUUUUUAUUAAGAAGAGAAAACAUGCUGUGCUAGAAUAAUUCAGAAAAAGUAAUAGAAUAGUGCAGGAUUGGUCUGAGCACACUGCCUUGUGACCACAAGACGAUAGUCGAAGUAGUCCAAACCUAGGUGAACUUGAAAAUUCAUCUAUGAGGUUGGAGCAAAGGAUUAGGUAAGGAGGAUAUGCUUUAGUUUGUAUAGGAGCCCCUCGUGCCACAAACAACUGAACACUUCUGACCCAUCCAGGAAUCGCUUCUGGCUAUUUACUUGUCUGUACACCAUUACAGACCAAUAAUUGAAGAAAGACUUUUUGCAUCUCAAUCACAAGCCACUCUCCUUCUAGCAGAAGCAGUGAACGUCAACCACAUAUUCGUUGGGUGGAUUAUAUAAGCUAAUUUUCUACCGAUUUAUUGCAUUUGUAUGGGCAGCAUUGUCACUGGUGACCUUUCAAGUAAAGAAGAAAUAGGUUGCACAUAUAAUUUCGAACAUUUGGGGAAAACAAAUAUGUGAUGCAACAAUACAGGAAAUGAUGAAGAAUCCUGUAGAGUCAUAACCACUAUCACAUGGCAAGUGCUACUGCCUAACAGUCAUUGACAGGUUCAUCAGGUGCCUGGAAGCUUAUCCACUUGAAGAGAUCACGCGUGAAUCAGUAGUGGAAACCUCGAUGAUUACAAGGAUAUGAGGAUUCUUUCACGCAUUACCACAGACCAAGGUGGGCAAUUUGAGGUAAACCACUUCAUCUGGCUGACAAUUUUCUAUGAAUUAACAGAUUCUCUUCAGAUUACCACCCACAAUCUAACGGGUAUGUUGAAAGGUGGCAUUGGAGUUUGAAAGCGGUACUCAUGGCCCACCUAUCAACUGAGAAUUGGCUGUUUGUUGCUUACAGUACUCCUAGGCCUUUGUUCACGUGCAAGAGACUAAGUCAGUGUAGCUAAGAUGGUAUAUUUGUAGAAACCAUUAAGCCAUGUAGCAUUAAUGCAAAGUUUACAGUUAACCAUGAGCAAACAAAACUGCAAGUUUCAGAAAAGUGUUUUUGUACCAAGGGAUCUGGAAACCUGUAUUUUUCCAGGACCAUACGAUGAGAUAUGACGAUUCCACCUUUCAACAGUGUGUAUCAGGUGCUGAGAGGAAAUAAAGAACACUCCAAUUGCAAAUUUUUGGUCAAAAAGUUAAUCUCUGUGGAUAGAAUUAAACCAGCACACCUACUGGAGGAACACCUACUACAGGACAGUUCUGAAACUAUUAUAGAAACCAACUGUACAAAGCUGGAUCUUCUGAAUUCAAGUGUUAUGGUGAAACCCAAAGUUUAUUUCCUUGACAUCACUGGAGGUAUACUGUAGCAGUUGCUGCAGUACCCAUACAGUACUCUUUAGUUCAAAGGAUGAGAAUAUGUCAUGGGUUGUACUAUUCUCCAGUGGUCUAUAGGAAAAGGUCUAAACAUUGUAGGGAUCAAUCGUUGCCGGUCUUUGAAAAAAGGAUAUGAAGUAUACUGUUUAAAGAUAGGUGAGGAAGAUGACUGUAUUUUAUCAACUUAAUUUACAAAAUUUGAUCUGAAACGCAUAUAUUUAAAUAAAAGGAAAUUGUUAAUAUCAUUGGAAACUUUAAAAUUUAUUUGGCUCUUUUUACUUCUAGAAAUCACUUGAAAUCCUGGAAUAAAUUAAAUAUAAAACUAUACAACGUCUUGUAAAAGGGUUUGUAUACUUAUAGUGUAAAUAAACGGGAAAAUCAACCGUAUAAAAUCUGUUGUCAAACCUGAGUUAGUAAGGUAUUAGUGUUUAUUGAAUAACUGAUAAUCCCCGUGAUAUUGAAAAUAGGAAUAACAAACGUUGAUAGUACUUAUAAUCGUUGUCCUCCGUCCGGAGAAAAUGUUUUCCUCUAACCCAAUCAGGGGCAAAGCUGCCGAGAUUUAUCUCAUUAAAAAUACCUAGAAGAUAUGUCGGAAGAGGAGGUCGAAUGUGCGGAGGAAGCUUUGAAUUAUGACUUUGAUUUCGAAUUAUUCGAGUCCGAGGAGGAUGUUGUUAAUUUGGACGAUCCUGUUGUCCCAUUCCUGCAUCACUUCAAAUAUCCUCUUGGACUGAAGAGCGAUUUGUUGGUCGAAGGGGAAAUUCUUGAUAAUGCUGAUAGAUUUAAUAUAGAUCUUUGCCAAAGCACUGACUCUGGAAAAAAUGUAGCACUUCAUUUCUCUGUUAGACUGAAUUUGAAUUAUGUAGCCAGGAAUACAUUAUUAAAAGGAUUAUGGGGACCCGAAGAAGGGUAUUCCAUGGGCAAGAUCCCUUUUAAAAAAGGAGAGAGAUUCAUAAUAGAAAUUUUCCUCAUUAAAGAACAUUUCCUUGCAAAUUAGUGUAAACAGCACUCAUUUUUGUAGGUAUGUACAUAGAGUGCCUCCCCUGUACAUUGAUUCAUUAGAAAUUUAUGGUGAUGUCAAGCUCAGAAGGGUUGAGCUGUCCAAAAGAGACGUAUAUCCUACAAUUUUAUCAUUUCAUGAUUACAAUUUAUUGGGAACACAUUUAAGAAACUCUACAAAUACUGCAUGG
Cimex lectularius (bed bug) is the source of this 2816-nucleotide messenger RNA. Its product is annotated as galectin-5-like. Bases 2216 to 2623 code for a protein of 135 amino acids. The transcript is spliced from 5 exons. Gene Ontology annotation, molecular function: galactoside binding; carbohydrate binding. The record is from RefSeq and is a predicted model, not a curated record. NCBI's taxonomy places the organism in Eukaryota, Metazoa, Arthropoda, Insecta, Hemiptera, Cimicidae.